This is a messenger RNA of Podospora anserina S mat+, 3375 nucleotides long. RefSeq lists its product as uncharacterized. The record is from RefSeq and is a predicted model, not a curated record. Gene Ontology annotation, molecular function: protein binding. The annotation marks the transcript as partial. NCBI's taxonomy places the organism in Eukaryota, Fungi, Ascomycota, Sordariomycetes, Sordariales, Podosporaceae. The transcript has a single exon.
AUGAUACUGCGGGCCGGCUUGGUCGGCCGAUCAUGUCUGGCUCGAGCCUGUCAACGUCGGUCCCAAAUACCCCUUAUACACCCCUUACUGCCGCCACCACCAAUAUCCCAAACAUCGAGAGUGCAGAGGUCAGAGCAACUGCUGGCCCAGCUCGCCCGAGAUGCGCCCUUCACCACUACCACCAGAUUGUCCUUCCAGAGCGACGACUCAGAUAUCAUUCCGCCAUGGGAGAAGUCUUUGGGAAAGGUCGACAGUCAUAUGAGCCCCGAUGACAUGGAGGAAACAGCCAAGGCGAAUCCAGAUCCUGCGAACAAUGUCAGCGAGACAUCGCCAGAAACAACACCAGUUCCCUCUUCACUGGGGCCGGAGGAAAUAGAAAGGAACUAUGCGAGCACAGCUGAGCCUGGGGUGGCUAGCCACACGUUCAAUGCUGCGGAUCGGGACAAUCAAGUACCCCAACUUGAACCCUACCGUUUCGCCGAGAGGGGAGGAAAGCUCGCUUGGGGUCCAGGUCACAGAGGCAACUGGUUGGACUCAUGGGAGGCCAGGUUCCGGCCGCUGUACAGAGCCCUGAAGUCAGGGCGCGCCUAUUCACGCAUGUUGGCCGAUGUGGAGGAUUUCCCUGACUGGGGAAAAACAGAGAUGCUUUUCGAGGCAGCCGAAAUCGAGCAGGGGGAGUUUAAGGAGCGCCACUGCGGAUUUGGCAACGUAGAUGAGUACAUGGCGAAAUGGAUGGACUCGAUGCUCUACCUGCUCCGCUACGACCCAGAGCUAGCUCCCAAAUUUCUCCGGGCGACUUUUGAGGGGUUUCUGACGCCGAGGUGGGCGGUGAAUGAUACGGUUGAGUUCCUUGCCAAAUGGUGCUCGUUGUCUCGCUCAAGCAAAAAGACUACGCAUGAGCUCGCCGAAACGAUCCGUCAUAUUCUGCGGACUCGCACUCUAUACAUGCUCGAGUUCACCCAACAAACGCUGUUUCUUCUGACGAGAGAUAUGGAGGCCGAAGCUCUGUGGAAUCUGUAUCGGGACCUGCUGCAGUACGCUCACCCGCUUCACCCCUACACUUGGUACACUAUAGCCCGUCGUCUUUCUCGGGAUCCGAGGUACAAGUCCAGGGCGUUGGAUCUGCUGGAGGAAGCCAUCACCAGCGGCGAGCUCCACGGCGACGCGCCCCUGACCAUGAUGCUCAGCACAUGCAUCCUAGACUUUCAAGGUGUGGAAGACGGCCAUUUAGAGCAGUUGGGGCGGCUGCGCCGGGAGCUGACCACACGGUUGCUCAACCUGAUCACGCCUAACAAGUAUACAUACAGUGUCAUGGUCCGAGGCAUGCGAGCCACCGGUGACUACCAGGGAGCGUGGACCAUCUACCAGAUCAUGAUUGAUCAGGGCAUCGAGCCUGAGCAGUUCAUCUUCUCCAACCUGCUAAACGUGGCAAAGCGCACCAACACCAUCGAGCCUGUGCUCCAGACCCUGGAAGAGCUUGUUCCCGAGGCGCUGAAGAGCAGGCACAUCUGGAACGACAUCAUCGACUCUGUCUUGGUGAUAUCUCGGCAGCACGACCUCCAGCUGAAGGAGGAAGGCCAACGGAAUGCGCAUGCUGCGUUGACGUUCCGGGCCCUGCUGCUGGUCUAUGCAAGGUUCUAUCGGUACAAGGAACUCCAGUCUCUUAUCCCUGUCAGGCUGGGGCCGCCGUAUGAGACAAAAGAGCAGGUUUUUGCAACUGCGACCUCAGAUAUGGAUGUUGUCUUUUUGCGAAAGAUUGAUCUCAUCCUCGAGCGCCUUCCUGAGCGGGUUGAGAAACCGGCGGUUCCGGGGUCGGAUGUCAUUAGCAUUAUGCUCAGGGGGUACACACGAGCGGUUUGGAAGGCGGGAGAGGUUAUCAGCUUUUACAAGCGGCUCAGGGCGAAGCUUAUGCAGGGACAAUACACCGUGUGUCAGAUUUGUCGGGAGCAGGACAGCCGAGUGCAUGAUGCUAUUUUGGGCUCGUUGCUCAAGAUUCCAAAGUGGAACAAUGUCGCGUGGGCUCCUGCGGAGAACUCCAAGAGAGCGGCGGAGAGCCGUGAUGCGUUGCAGGCGGGUUUUGGUAUUUUGGAGGAUAUGAUUGAGGGUGCCAUGUGUGCGGAGAGGGUGUUGAAGGAGGAAGAGGAGGAAGAGCUGUUGGCGAAGAGGAUGGCGGAUGAUGACUCGCCUGCUGAUGAGGAGGCGGUGCGGACUAUCGAGAGUGUCCUGCCAAGUCAGGAGGAUGCUGUCUUGUCGGAACAAGAGCCUUUGCUGAUCGAGGGGGGCGAUGGUCUACCAACUGAAGAUUCAGCAGCUCAAGAUAUAAUGACCGAAGAACAUAUUUUAGUCGAAGAACAUCCACCACCAGAAGAAGAGCACCGGCCAGCUGAAGAAGAUUACCUAGCGCCCUCAGAAGAAAACCUGCCAACGAAAGAUUACCUUUCGCCCUCAGAAGAAAACCUGUCGACGGAAGUAAACCUGCCAACGGAAGAAAACCUGCCAGCCCAAGAUGGCUUGCCUGUCAAAGAUGACCUACCUGUCGAAGAGCAGUACUUACCUGCCGAGGAAGACCUAUCGGUCGAAGAAAGCCUUCGAGGGUACAAAGAAUACCUUCAGGCUGAGGAAGACCUCCCAGCCGGAGAAGACUACCUACCACCUCCAGAAGCCGAACGUCCUGCAACUCAGGAAGAGCUACAGCCAACUGAGGACGAAGCCCAAGAAGAACCGCUUCUCACCACCGACCAGCCUCAAGAACCCACCGAACCACCACCCUUAUCCGAACCCUCGAAACCAUCACCCCCAGAACAACCCCGACAAUCAGCCCCCUCACCCCAGCAACUCCUCCCUCUCCUCGACCCAGACCUCGUCACCCCCCUCCACCCGGCCCCCCGCCCAGGCGCAGGCUGGCCCUCUUUCAAAGCCCAGCAGGCCCAAUGGGCGGCCUUCCACAAAGAGGAAACGUACCUCUACUCCAUGUCGCCCGCCCCGACAAUCUACACCUUUAAUAUUCUCUUGUCGGGCGUCAUCCGCGCCUCCCGCUCCAUCACCAACGUCAAAGACUGCAUCAAGCAGGCAGAAGACUGGAUAAAGUACCUUGCCGAUCACAACCUCCAGCCCAAUUAUCACACCUGGGCUAUUUUGGUCAGGAACUGGUCGCGGCAGCAGCGGCCCGGGGCGGUGGCGUGGGCGAUGAAGAAGAUGGAGGAGGCGGGGUUUAGGGCUAAUAACAAGAUGAUGGAGGAGUUGCAGUUGUUGAGGGAUAAGGAGAGGGCGUGGAGGGAGCUGGAGAGGUUGAUGGAGGAGGAUCUGGGGAGGGAGAAGGAGAGGGGAAGACCAAUUUCUUUCAUUCCCGUGCUGGCUUCAAGCGCUAUGCCGGGC